AUGCUGCGUGUCGACGGCGCCCUAUGCCACGCGGCAACGCCUGAGGCUGAGCGCCUACGUGUGCAUGUGGCCCUCGCGCAAGUGAGGCCGAAUCCUCAUAGUGCGGGGGAGGUUUCGCCGUCGCUGGUGCGGAUGCGCGAGAUGGCGUGCCAGGCGCAGGCACUGGGCGUCGACGUCCUCGUGCUGCCCGAGUACUAUUUGAGUGGGUCGUCGCACGACGUGUGGCGCCUCGUGCACCGCCAUGACCCGCUCGACAGCACGGACGACCAUCCCGAGUGGCUCGCGGACAUUUGCGCGAUCGCGCGCGAGUCGGCCGUCGCCAUCGUGACGGGCUCGGCGGUGCUGCGUGUGGACGACGGGGAGGCCGGGAGCACGCUGUUCAACACGGCCUACUUUGUGGAUCAUACGGGCGAGGUGCUUGGCUCGUACACGAAGCGCAACUUGUGGCACUCGGAGCGGGAGCUGCUCACGCGCUCGACGGACGAGUCGCAUCCGCCUGAUCGGCACCCGUCGCGCUUCGUCUUCGAGACGCGGCGUGGCCUGCGGGUGCGUGCUUCGAUGCUCCUGUGCUGGGACCUGAUGGUGCCAGAGGCGUGCCUGCGCCUUCUCUCGGAGCCGGGCGGGCCGCCCGCGGACCUGGACGAGCCGGGGCACUGGAUCGGCCCGGACAUUCUCUUUGCGCCGACGUGCUGGUACGCGGAUGACUCGGGGCCAGAGGCGCUAGCGCUGAAUGCCAACUGCGAGGCGGUGUGUCUCGAUGCGGUGUGUGUGGCACGGGCGAUGGAAAACGAGUGCUUUAGGGCACGCCGCGCGGCCUGGGGCGGAGCAGUGUGA
This is a messenger RNA of Malassezia sympodialis ATCC 42132, 834 nucleotides long. RefSeq lists its product as uncharacterized. The transcript is spliced from 2 exons. Lineage: Eukaryota; Fungi; Basidiomycota; Malasseziomycetes; Malasseziales; Malasseziaceae. The coding region runs from base 1 to 834 and encodes 277 amino acids. The record is from RefSeq and is a predicted model, not a curated record. Gene Ontology annotation, molecular function: hydrolase activity, acting on carbon-nitrogen (but not peptide) bonds, in linear amides.